Molecule: messenger RNA, 859 nt
Organism: Varroa destructor (honeybee mite)
Lineage: Eukaryota; Metazoa; Arthropoda; Arachnida; Mesostigmata; Varroidae
Source: RefSeq, a predicted model, not a curated record
AGUAAGGGCGUGCCACCGGGUAUAAAAGUCCGUUCGCGAUUUGGACUUCAUCGUAGUUCCUUCUCACGACUGCAUCAACAUGUUCUUUGUUGUCGCCUUUUUCGCCUUGGCUGUUACCGCAGCCCAGGCCACUUUCGGAGGUCACGGCCUCGGUCAUGGAUAUGGCCACGCCUCUAUCGGCUCCUCCUAUGGACACGGAUAUGGCCAUGCCAUCGCCGCCCCCGUUAUCUCCAAGGCUGUUGUUGCCGCCCCGGUCCAUCACGUCGGCCACUCGCACACCUAUUUCCAGAAGCAUCACGUUGCCCCAGUCAUUGCUAAGGCCGCUAUUGCCACCCCUAUUCAUGUAGCCGCCCCCGAGGCUAUUGGCCACGGGUACGGUUAUGGUAUUUCUUUUAGCCAUGGACAUCAUGGGUAUUAAGCGGAGAUAGACUGAUAUAUCUGUUAAAGCAAACCUAGUUGAAUAAAUCUAAAAAGCAGAAAUUAUCAGUAAUAAUACUAUAGCCUUUUGAUUUUCGCCAAUAGCAUCUAUUACAGCCACUGAAAUGUUUUAUAAGGUCUUUCUUUAAGGUUUACUGCUAGUAAGACUUGAAAUUCAACGAAACCAACCCUAUAAAACAUAAGGCACAGCUUUUUCGUUGACCGAAUUAGCAUUUGUUCCAGUGAAGCAAUGCAUCAUCCAAGGCCACAAUGGUAAAUUCUUCACCAAUACCUAAUGAUUUUUUAAGUAUUGAGCUCCCAUUUACUUUAUCGAAAUCGGCAUCAUUUGGUUGCCUCAUCAGUUCUACAAAGUGGAGUUUGAUCAAGGCCAAAGUCUGGUAACAAAAUAAAAAACAUUCCAGCAGCAAUGCGUAGGAUGUCA